This is a messenger RNA of Morone saxatilis (striped sea-bass), 1263 nucleotides long. RefSeq lists its product as uncharacterized. The coding region runs from base 176 to 1051 and encodes 291 amino acids. The record is from RefSeq and is a predicted model, not a curated record. The transcript is spliced from 2 exons. NCBI's taxonomy places the organism in Eukaryota, Metazoa, Chordata, Actinopteri, Moronidae.
CUCCCCUCGGCUAUCGAGGCAAAUAUGGUCUUAUGGUCCAGAGCAGAAAAGAUCCCCCUCCUCUAAUCCACUUCUUACGCAAAUUAAGCUUUAUACGUUAUGUGCCCGCUUGGAUAAAGGUUAAACGCCAAAAUCCUGAAACAGAGACGGACUGUUGUGGAUACUAUCGACCACUAUGGCUUCCACUCCCUCUGCCUCUGCCUUGUCUGCUGUUCUCCGGUGUCGGGGGAAUCUCUGGACCAGGAAUCCGCCGACCAAGCGGCCUGCCACCUCGGUUUACAGCCUCGGACUAGCCGGCGGCGUGGUGCGCGACUCGCCGGCUGAGCGCACCCUGCCAGAUCAGGGUUCAGCGUGGGAGGCUUUUCUCCAGGGAGAGCGUGUUGUGGUGUGGAGAAAACUGACUGUGGCGUUUAAGUCACCCUGUGUGGAUGGUAAAGUGCGCAAGCAAAAAAAAUCCAGGGAAAGUAAUAAAUUAUGUCAUCCAAAACUUUCGCAAUCCCCAGGGGACGCGCACUCAGCUGUGCCUGGUGUCCAAAACGCGCUGGUGCGUCAAUUGGCACGCAGACUAACAUCCAACCUGCCUGGAGUAGAUAAAUGCUCUAAAGUAAUUCAAAUGAUUAAAUACAAAACAUAUACCACAUAUAUGCACACACAUAUGCAGAUCUGUAAGAUAGGCCUGGUAUUUGUUCAGGAAAUAAGUGAAUCCUCAGCUGGCGUUUUAAAAGUGUCCAUACCGUCCCCAUGUGUGAUGGAAGAUGCAGGACAAAUACCGUCUUUCGUGUUAACUGGCUGGUCAACACUGAAGAGUACCUGUUUAUCUUUGACUGCUCUGGUGUCAGAACUGAUGUUUUUGAAGCUGGGGGUGUUGUGUAGGUCCAGCAGCAGCCCUAAAGAUGCGCCACAGCACCUGCUGAGCCAACAGGAUGAGGAAAACAUAAAAAACAAUGCCCUGCAGGAAAAGAAAAGAAAAAUCCACAGUUCUAUUGGCCCCAUCUCCACCCAGAACAACUCCGGCUCUAGACAAAGGAUCACAAAGGACAGACCUGCCUGAUAGAGAGUCCAAGUCCAAGGCCUGAGCACCAAAAAUACACACUGUGAUCUAACCUUAUUUAUUGACUUCUACCUGGCUUUCACAAAACACAAACCACAUCUGGACUUCAACCCAGUGAUGUAAGAAAACAACUGGUUGUUCUAGAGCACUUUCUUUUGCUUUAGUACUCAAGUACUAAGCAAUACUGCAACAAUAAAUACCUGUAAAACAAA